GUUACCACGAAUAUUAUUCUGUUACCCUCGGUCUCUGUAAGAGUGCGACCCGUCUCAAUCUAACCCGCCUUCUACCGCCGGAGCCAGCCGUCGCGGGCGAGCGAGCGACGGCGGCAGCCAGAGCGAGGGAGCCCACGGCGCCGUGACGGGUAGCUCCUCCGACACACGCGCUGCCGCCGGCUGGCCGUCCGCACGCCUCCCCGCCGACGGGCUCGCCGGCCCCUUCCCGCGCACCUUCCCUCCGACGGGCGUCGCUCCCUCCACGCGCACCUCCCCGUCGAUGGGUGUCGGAUCACGCCUCCCCUCCAACGGGCUCCCCGGCCCCUCCCCGCGCGCCUCCCCUCCGACGGGCGCCGACGCCUCCCCGCCGACUGGCGCUGGCCCCUCCCCGUCCGCCACCCCCAGCUUCGAGAGCCGGUGCCCAUCCACGGAUUCGAGCGCCGCCGCCCACACCCGGAUUGGAGGGACGGCGGCCUUCCUCUCGACUGCCUCCACCGUGACUCCAGGUACCCACCUCCACUUCGCCGCCGUUCACCAACAUGGGCACCACCGCCUCCCCCGUGCUUCCUCCCGACUGCUUAUCCCUGCGCGGUCGGGAACCAGCCCCCAUGCACUGCUUCAGCGUAGUCCCCGUCCAGGCCUAGGUCGAGUGCGGAGUGCCGCUCCAGUUCGUACUUCGGCGCUGCGGCAUGCGGUAGGGAUGCAGAAGGAACACCUCGGCUUUGGUGGGCAAGCACACCACGAGGUCCUUGUUGGGAUGAGAGGGAUGACUAGAAUGCUCAGAGAAACAUCUUUACUUGACCCAGAUCUUUCAUUGCUUGUCUUCAGUCACCUAAAUAAGUUCAAGAAAAAUCUAAUAAAAAUAUGUUUUAUGCAUUGCUUCUUGGCCCAGCUGAGAGAACCCUCAUGUUAAAAAGUAGGAAGCAGUUUUGAAGCAAUUCCCAGUGUCUUUAGAAGCAUUCAUGGUUAAAAAGCAACGACGACAACCUCCUCCGUUCGAGCUGAGCACUGGUCAUAGUCCAAGUUGAGCAGUAGGUGUCGUCCAAGUUCAAAGAGGGUUGUAUGCAAGUACAGAAGUUUGUUUGAGUGAGAAAAAAUGCGGGGUUUUGACAAUAUUCUGUAUGAUUCAUUUGUUCAUCCUUAGAACUUGGCAAAAUUCAGUCUAUUUUUCUAUGAUGGAGGCACACAUGAAGUCCUGUGCAAUGGUUA
Molecule: messenger RNA, 1209 nt
Organism: Triticum urartu
Lineage: Eukaryota; Viridiplantae; Streptophyta; Magnoliopsida; Poales; Poaceae
Source: RefSeq, a predicted model, not a curated record